Messenger RNA from Effrenium voratum, 412 nucleotides. The record is from the annotation of a GenBank genome assembly. NCBI's taxonomy places the organism in Eukaryota, Dinophyceae, Suessiales, Symbiodiniaceae.
GCGGCCCAGUUCGCCGGGGACGCGGUCCGUUUCGGUCCUCGCAGCGGCGCUGCUACUGCCACGCAAAGGCCGAUGCCCGGCGAAGGGGCGGCAGGCUACGGCUGUGAAGCGCGAGGAGCCAUCAACCCUGGAUGAAGUCUCUUUAGAGCGGGAAGAGAGCACUCUGCUCCGGUUCGGCGUGACGGAUGCUUUCAUGUUGUCUUGGAUACGAGACAAGCUCGGAGCCCUGCUGCCGGAGGUGGAUCUUUCCGGGGUGAUGCUGUCCAGAGAGGCAGGUGGCUGCGGUCCUGAGCAGCUGCAAGUUUUCCAGAGAUUGCUUGAUGACGAGGAGGUGGAUUUCAUCGUGGUUCCCGCCAAGGACGUGGCAUUGUCUCUACCAGAAGGUCUUGCGACAGCUGCAAUUCUCCGUGAG